Molecule: messenger RNA, 1863 nt
Organism: Penicillium cinerascens
Lineage: Eukaryota; Fungi; Ascomycota; Eurotiomycetes; Eurotiales; Aspergillaceae
Gene: trm44
Product: tRNA (uracil) methyltransferase
Exons: 1
Coding region: 1-1863 (620 amino acids)
Biological process (GO): tRNA methylation
Molecular function (GO): tRNA (uridine) methyltransferase activity
Source: RefSeq, a predicted model, not a curated record
AUGCCGAAUCGGGAGAACACUCACGAUCUCACUGCGCUUUUGGGGAAACCCCUGAUAAAGAUAAUGGAACCUUCCCUCCUGAAAAUGGACUCGGAAGACUGGCUCACCUCGCCAGACAUUCAUGAGCAUGACCUUGACCUUUCACCUCUGGCCUUCUAUGACGCGUCAAUUUUCCUUAUAGCCAACCCAAAUAUUCCAUCGAGCCAUCUGUUUGGUGCAGAUAUUUUACACGACAGUCUAGGGCUUCUGGGAUCUUCACAGGAGAGCGAAAAUCCGCUUGGAGGAACCACCAACAAUGAAGCUGCAACAUCGACUCAAAUCACCGCUAGGCCUGCAAUCAAGGUCGAGGGAUUUGAGUUGACCAGGACUGUGGUUAGGAGAAUGAUACCUCGAAAUCAAAGCCUGGAUAAAGCUUUAGAGCAGACCUGCCAUUUGUAUGCAUCACGAGGUGCUCUUCCGGGAAUGCCAGAUACUGUCAAUGAAUCAGGCCAGCAGAGUGAUACCAAUCGUCUACUUAUCAUGUACACUCCGCAUGUCUUGACACAAGGGGAAAUGCCCUUCUAUCAUCCACUCGUCAAAGGCCUCGCAUAUUUGUACGAUUUUGAGCCGUCUCCUGCAGGGACAGGCUCAGGCACAAUGUCGAUCCACUUCUUACCAUUUACAACGGACAUACCUGACCAGCUGGAACACACACUACGCAUUCUACUCAACGUUAAUAUCCGACUUGCACAACAUUCAACGAAAAAUACACCUGAUGACGAAACCAAAGAGACCGACUUAUCCAAGGAUAACGUGGUUCCACGUCAUCUGGUCUCCGACACAUAUACCCGCCUCAAGAGGCUUUACGCCAAAGACCUGUGUGACCGAUGGGUUGAUACGCCGGAGCCUAGUAAACACGUAUUCGAAGACUUGGCCGUCGCUGCUUUUCUCAUCGAGCUUUGGUGGCUGAUGUACGGCAUAACUCCACCCAAGGAGGGUACAAGUACCCAGAAGCAGAGAAAAAUGGACGACUUUCCAGGCUUUGUCGAUGUGGCAUGUGGAAACGGAAUUCUUGUCUAUGUGCUUCUCAUGGAAGGUUACCCAGGCUGCGGCUUCGAUGCCCGCAGACGCAAAACAUGGAGCAUCUUCCCAGCAUCGGUGCAAGAGCGACUGUCAGAAAAUAUCUACAUUCCUAAGCCCUUCGCCGACGUACUCGGUCCAGUGGAUAUUGGCGUGAACACCCACACCGGGGAUUUCCCGCAAGGAACUUUCAUUAUCUCCAACCACGCGGAUGAAAUGACAGUCUGGACUCCGCUUAUUGCUGCUCUCGCCUGUCCGGAAUCUCCGCUACCAUUUCUCUCCAUUCCAUGCUGCUCUCAUUCUCUCUCCGGAUCCCGGUAUCGGUACCCUCCGCCAAAGAAGGACACAAAGGACCACCAGGUACAGGGGGGAGAGCAUGUUGAGCAGACUCCGCAGCCUGCGUCGGGAGACUUGAGAGCCUUACGAGCAACCAAGGAGAAAGAGAAAACCGGGGACGGAAUACUGAAUUCCAUUUACGGUUCUCUGACCGCAAAGACAAUGAGCAUCGCCGAGGAAAUUGGUUACGAGGUCGAAAAGGCUCAGCUUCGCAUCCCAAGCACACGGAAUCUCGGCGUAAUAGGAGCUCGGGAAUUGUUCACCCAGGAGUGGAGAAAGAAGUCAGCACACAACAACCUUCUAGACUACUCAAGUGGAAAGAACACCGAGCUAGUCCAAAACAUCAACAAGAUCGUCGAGCGGGAGUGUGCCAUGGAAGGUGGGGUUCAAGCAUCCGCACUGAUGUGGAUCGAGCGCGCCCAGGGCUUGCACAAAGGCCAGGGAAAGGGGAACCCGGCGCACGGUUGA